CUCGGCUGCUGCUUAAAUAAGGUAGCCCUUUGAGAAACAUGAAUCCACACUGAGCAUCGCCUGUCAGUCGUGAUAGCAGUAACGUGCAUUUCAUUGUUGACUGAACUGCAGUGAACAAACAUUUAGCAAAUAAUGGACCACGGUGGCUGUUUGUGUGAGUAAUGCGGGACCUCACCUCGGCAUCAGCAGGAACGGACAGGUCAUCCAAGAGAACGAGAUGUUCUCUCGCAAUCAAUCCUGCUCGUUUGAAACUCAAACUGCUUAACUUUUGGAAAAGUGCUGCAAUUGAGAUAAAAAAAAAAAAGGAGAUAUUAACUGCGCCCUCUUGCGGCGAAUAAGCGAAGCUCCGUUUGAGCCCUCCGAGUCUCCGUACUAAAGAAAACCUGCCUCUCUAUGCCUUCAUUCGCACACCCAUCAUCACUCCUCGCCAAAAACACAAAACGGACAGAUGAAAAUACACGGCAAAAUAUUUAGUCUCAUCACUGGAGUGUACGCUGUUGUCAAGAGCUCUCAACAACAUGGAGAUUAUAUAUAAUGUUCCUGCAAUAUGGCAUAAUCCUUUCAUCUGUGUUCAUUUCUUUCCGAAAAUGAAUUAAUCGGCGUUGUCGGCAGAAAGAAAUAACGCUAUUCGGCAAGUAACUCGCUCGUUUUAUAUGGAUGCUAGGAUAAAAUUACCUGUAUUUCACACAGAUGACACAUUUAUGGCUGAAACGGACAGUUCUUCCGAAACAGACAGUCAGCUGAAGUGAAUACAAUAAAGAUGAAUCCCUUAUAGAGGAGCUCCCUGGCUUGCAAAGGAUCAAGGCCUGUUUCUGCUGAACAUUUUCCAUCUUGGAUGUUACAGUCAAAAUCCCCAACAAUAACAUGCACUAGUUGUGCUGAUGAUGGUUAUUGCAGAGGAGUCACACAUGCUGUGCGGAGUAGGUGAGGUGUGGUUACGGGCCUAUUCGCUGCAGGUGUUGAGAGAUCCGUAUAUCCUAUACUUCCUCCCCAACACGGUCAGCCUGUGCGUUAGUGCUUACAAGCUGCUAAUGUUAGCCACCCAUCCGAACUGCCACAGGGGAGCUUUCAACAGCUGGCAAUGUGUGAAAUCAAGAGGCUUUCCCAUCCAGUUUCGUCCAGCAAUCACGCCGGGAGAGAGUGAGAGGGAGUGAUAUUCGGAAAUUGCAGUCCAGGAGGGUUCAGCGGUGCGGAGAGGUGACAUUGACCGGAUGCGUGUAGCGGCGCGUGCCCUGUGGCUUUGACCAUGAGCCGGCUGAUGUUGGGCCGGACCCUGGAGCGGAUCUGCAAGGCUGUGCUGUUGCUCUGCCUGGUGCACUUCCUCAUCAUGAUGAUCCUCUACUUCGAUGUCUACAGCCAGCGCUUAGACAUCUUCAGCCGUUUCAACAAUGGCCGUGUAGUGAACAGCUCACGAGGACCCCACCACUACUACUAUAAUUUCUCCAGCGGAAGGCCCAACACUACCUUUGCAAGCUACCUGGCCACAGCUGACCAUCUUCUACCCAGCACCAAGCCAGAAGCCAAUCAGACACCGCCGACCCCUAAGCCAUUACCACCAUGUCCGGAGGUACCGCCUGGUCUGGUGGGACGUCUCCUCAUCGAAUUCAGCUCCCAGAUAACCCUCGAGCGGGUGCAGAGAGAGAACCCUAAUGUGACCGAAGGGGGGAAAUACACUCCUCCGGACUGCCGGCCGAAACAAAAGGUGGCCAUCAUCAUCCCAUUCAGGCACAGAGACAACCACCUGAAAUAUUGGCUUCACUACCUGCACCCAGUCCUGCGCAGACAGAAGAUCGACUAUGGGAUUUAUAUCAUCAACCAGCUUGGCGAGGAUACCUUCAAUCGGGCCAAGCUUCUGAAUGUUGGCUACACGGAGGCUAUUAAAGACGCAGAAUACGACUGCUUCAUUUUCAGUGACGUAGACCUGAUCCCUAUGGAUGACCGGAACCUGUACCACUGUUACGACCAGCCCCGUCACUUUGCCAUUGCCAUGGACAAAUUCGGCUUCAGGCUGCCCUAUGCGGGGUACUUUGGAGGGGUGUCCGGCCUUAGCAAAAAACAGUUCCUCAAAAUCAAUGGCUUCCCUAAUGAGUACUGGGGUUGGGGAGGUGAAGAUGACGACAUUUACAACAGAAUCACACUAAAUGGGAUGAAAGUGUCCCGGCCUGAUGUGAGAAUCGGCCGCUACAGAAUGAUCAAGCAUGAGAGAGACAAGCACAAUGAGCCAAACCCCCAGAGGUUCAGUAAGAUCCAGAACACUAAGAACACCAUGAGGAAAGAUGGGAUCAGCUCACUGAUGUAUAGAGUUGUGUCUGUGAAGAAAUAUCCACUCUACACCAACAUUUCCGUAGAGAUCGGCAAGCCUCCUCCUAGACCUCUCAAAGGAUAGAGAACAACCGGGUCUUGACCGAGGAUGCCAUGACCUUCUUAAAGUUCAGCACACAAACACACACACACAAGCUCUGCCCAGGAUCACCUUCCUAUGAUAAUGCAGUGGUAUGCUGAACAGGUUCGUUCUCAGGAAUACGUGGAAGCUUGAUGUGGAUCCAUCGAUGUACUGUAGAUUCAUAUGCUGAUCCAGAUCAAGAUGUGCACAGUGUUUGGAGGGACGGGAAUAUCAUCAUCAUACUCCAGUGGCUGUUUUAUUCAGACCUUGAGGAUCAGUACAAGCUUUUAGGCUCUUAACAGGAAGGUUGUUGAGUUCUGAUUUUUGGUAAGUGACAUUUAUCUGUGAAGAACAGCCUGGUCACUUGAUGUAAAUCAAUCAGAACAUACUGUACAUUUCAAAAGCGAAUGUGUCUUUGUACCUGCGAUCCUUGCAGUGUUCAAUCUCUUCUUUCGUAUCUCAGAUGUUGGUUGAUCAUGUGAGGUUGAUAAAUCGGUGCUUGAGGUUGGCUCCUUUGGACUGUGUCUCUAUCUCUCUCUUGAGCUCUUUUAUUUUGUAUUGUCUUUUGGGACUAAGCUGAACUUCUCACUUCUCAGCAUUUCUGGGGAUGAAACCCUCAUUAGGAUGUCUUCAUGGGAACUUGGGAGACAAUUUUGUGUGUGAUUAGACUGGAUCUGGACUAGUCCUACAAGCACAUGACUGUGUCAGUCAAUAUGGUAUGAAUGGAUCACCGCAGUAUAUCCUCUGGCUGCCGUGUAGAUGCCUGGAGAAACAGCUGUUACUUUCGCUGAGAGAUAGAGGAGCUUCUGCAGGAGUUACUCAUGAUCAAACCUCUGUAUCUAUCAUCACCUGCUCAAAACUGACUGUGCUACGAGCCACUCUUUCUUUGUUUACUUUGAUUUGCCUGAAAGAUUCAUAUUUAGAUCUGUCAUAUAUUAAGGAUGAAGUUAGCGAUGGGUGCUUUUAUCAAAUAAUGCCCAUAUCAUUCAGUUUUAGAGUCUAUCACCCCGCUUUGAUAAUCAUCUAUGGAGGUGUUAUUUAAAUGAGGCUCUGCUAUGUCCAAUAUCAAAAAAAAAAAAAAAAUUCACCCAGGGUCCAAAAUCAACAUUUUUCCACACCUUCCAAAUCAAGUGAAUUAAAACAUUUACCACUGUAAUUAUUUCUUACAGGCCAUAAAUCAAUAUUGCCAUUUUUUAUAAAAAUAUAUUUUUAUCUCUCUGGCAAGGGAAUUAUUAUUAGCUGUCUUUUUUGCAUAUUUGUAAGAGCACAGUUCACUAAGAAGUUUUUUCAGCCUUAACUGCGCAAUAAAAACAAGAAGACCUGUAAUUUUGUUCCGUUAUGUUUUUGUUUUGAUAGCUUAAUAUGAAGAAUAUUUAUAAACUACCCUUCAAAUGUUUGGGGUUAGUAAGAUAUAUUUGAAGAAAUAAUACUUUUAGUCAAUGAAUACUUCUACGUUGUUAUAGUUUAAAUUUCAAAUAAAAGCUCCUUAGAAUUUUCGUUCAGCAAAGAUGUUUUCAACAUUGGUAACAAUGAGAAAUGUUUCUUGAGCGCCAAAUCUGUGUAUCAGAAUGAUUUCUGAAGCAUCAUGUGACACUGAAGACUGGAGUAAUGGCUGCUGAAAAUCUAGCACAGGA
Messenger RNA from Cyprinus carpio (common carp), 4017 nucleotides. RefSeq names its product beta-1,4-galactosyltransferase 2-like. Bases 1247 to 2386 code for a protein of 379 amino acids. Gene Ontology annotation, molecular function: glycosyltransferase activity. NCBI's taxonomy places the organism in Eukaryota, Metazoa, Chordata, Actinopteri, Cypriniformes, Cyprinidae. The transcript is spliced from 9 exons. Gene Ontology annotation, biological process: carbohydrate metabolic process. The record is from RefSeq and is a predicted model, not a curated record.